AUGUCCCUGCUGCCCGUCAUUGUUGCCGGGAGGGAGCAACCCCCCUCCACCUUUGCUGAUUCGUGUCAGUUACGAAGAACGCCUUCAGACCCGCAUUCGCAUGCAUUCCCCCCUUUCGUCACGCAACCGGAAACACCUACCGUGCAUCUUCCUCACAGUGCCAAGAGAUGCGCGACGAGUCAGGUGCCAUUAAUCCGACGUGCCAACUUCACACGUCAAAUUAAUCCCAUCACCACGAGACCUGCCCGCGCCGGCCCACUUCUCCGGCCCACUUCUCCCCGCCAAACAGCAUCCAUCACGCGCGGGGGGAGGCCCACACUGUACACUUGCCGCGCAGGGGCGUCAGAGUGCGCCCCGCACAUGUCUGCAGUGCCCGCCUGCAACGCACCGGCCCCUCGCCCAGCCGGAAACCGAUCGCCCAACCCCCUCCGAUGCGCACUCGGCCGGGAAAGUGGGGAGGGGGGCCCUGACCACGUGCUACAAGCCUCCAACGUGGAGUGA
This is a messenger RNA of Chondrus crispus (carragheen), 501 nucleotides long. RefSeq lists its product as hypothetical. Lineage: Eukaryota; Rhodophyta; Florideophyceae; Gigartinales; Gigartinaceae. Bases 1 to 501 code for a protein of 166 amino acids. The transcript has a single exon. The record is from RefSeq and is a predicted model, not a curated record.